Oncorhynchus keta (chum salmon) is the source of this 510-nucleotide messenger RNA. Its product is annotated as deleted in lung and esophageal cancer protein 1 homolog. Gene Ontology annotation, biological process: negative regulation of cell population proliferation. Bases 67 to 510 code for a protein of 147 amino acids. The transcript is spliced from 5 exons. NCBI's taxonomy places the organism in Eukaryota, Metazoa, Chordata, Actinopteri, Salmoniformes, Salmonidae. The record is from RefSeq and is a predicted model, not a curated record.
CACAAAGAGCUGGCGGCAGAAGCUGGGAAGAAAAGUGCUACUUUCACACCUUGCCAGACUGCAACCAUGCUUGAGGAAUCUCAGCCAAGACCCCAAACAGGGUUAGACCCGUCCAUGAACCGCCAUCGACCUGCAUCAGAAAAAACACAGGACAUUUCACAUUUAUUGGCAAGCAUCUUCAAGGAUCUCUACACAACAGAGAUUAUUGGGAAAGACACAGUUGCCAUUCUCACCAAGACAAGAAGGGGAGGCAACAACUACCAUGACAAAUAUGUGGAGGAUCUUCAACAGGUCCAUUCAGAGUACAGCCGUCGGAUGCGUGAUGCUGACAUGUUGGAGAACCACAUCAUUCAGGCUCGGGUCCAGGCCACGGCUACAGAGAGCAGGGCCCACACCAAGGUGGUGGAGGAGGUGGGAGAGGCCUACCAACAGCUGGGUCUGCCUCCAGUCAGGUGGACCUUCAUGUGGUGUGUUGACAACGGCCUUCUGAAGAGUAAACAAGAUCACUGA